CGAGUAUUAAUUUUGAUUAGACCAAGGCUGAGCCCAUAUUAUAAUUUUCUCCAUACAAAUUGUUUGCAACUGCCCUGGCAAGCACCUAAACGAUACUCCUAUGGCGGACGAAAUGGGAAAGGAGCGCUCAACCAGCGGCAACACCGAAGGUGACGAGGAUGAUUACGAAGAAAUAGAAGAAGAAGAAGAUGAUGGAGAAGACGUAGAGCCAGUCAGAGAAGAGUCCCCAGUGCGGACCGAUAAGGCGAGGAUAGAGAGCUUCUUCCGGCGACUGUCGUCGGAGGGAGUCCCGGUGCGAGUCCACGACGUGUUGAUCAGAGGGAACACUAAGACUAAGGAUUCCUUAAUUGAGGCCGAGGUGGAAUUGAUCAAGUCUGCAACUACGCUCCAGGAGCUGCUCCAGGCAUCCAGUUCUGCCAAUGCAAGACUGCAACAACUCGACAUUUUCGAUUCCGUCAAUAUCACUCUUGAUUCCGGACCUCCUGAGCUUCCCCAGACGGCCAAUGUGAUUAUUGAAGUCAUUGAAGCCAAAAACCCUAUUGCCGGAAGCAUAGGGAUGUUCUCGAAACCAGGGUCUAGAAGCUGGUCGCUUGAAAGCUCAUUAAAAUUGAAAAACUUAUUUGGUUAUGGUGAUUUGUGGGAUGGUUCUUUGGCCUAUGGUUGGGACCAAUCUUCGGAAGUAAGUGCUGGUGUGUAUUUACCUAGGUUCAAAAGGUUAACUACUCCUGUUACAGCCAGACUGUCUUUAUUAUCUCAAGAUUGGUUGAAGUUUUCUUCAUACAAGGAAAGAUCGUUAGGCCUUUCCCUUGGUCUAUUGUCAUCCAAAAACCAUGACUUAGCAUACAAUGUCUCUUGGCGAACUUUGACUGAUCCGUCACAAAUGGCCUCUAAGACUGUAAGGAGGCAGCUCGGACAUGGUUUGCUCUCAGUUCUCAAGUAUACAUUUAAAGUUGACAGGAGGAAUUCACCUUUAAGACCAACCCAAGGGCUUGCAUUUGCUUCUACCUCACAGAUCGCUGGCCUUGUACCAGAUUCUCGGAGCAUACGGUUUCUACGUCAGGAGUUUGAUUUUCGUUAUGCUUUACCUUUGGGAUUUUACAAUGCCGCACUGAACAUUGGGAUUUCAGCUGGCGCAAUGUUUCCAUGGGGGACUGGAUUCAUGAACAUGCCCUCAUAUCUACCUGACAGAUUUUUUAUGGGUGGUAACACUUCUCCAGUCUGCUCUAUGGGUGGCCCAACUUCAAUCUUCGGUUUUAAGUUAAGGGGAGUUGGCCCUUUUGAUCCAAGAAGGCUAGUUAAAGAAAGUGGUAGUGAUCAUGAAGUUUCUGAUUCUUCUGAUCUGGACUUCAUUGGAGGAGAUCUUGCAGUUACUGCCUUUGCAGAUGUUUCUUUUGAUCUUCCAUUGAAAGUCCUUAGGGAAGCUGGAAUACAUGGACAUGCUUUUGCAUGCACCGGAAGCCUUAACAAAUUAAGUGAACAUGCAUUCCGAGACCUCUCUUUCCAGAAGUUCCGUGACUCGUUUAAAGCUUCAACGGGGUUCGGAGUCAUUGUUCCAACUAAACUGUUCAGGAUGGAGGUUAAUUACUGCUACAUACUGAAACAAGGAGAGCAUGAUAGAGGGAAGACUGGGUUGCAGUUUAGCUUUUCUUCAUCGUUCUAAUAGCAGGAAAAUUUAUCCAUCAUGUUUAAGGUAAACUUCACAUGUGGUCUUUCACCAUUUCUGUCCGAGGGGUCAAUUUUGACAGCAUUAAAUAUGUAAUCGAAAGACUUUGACCCUGGAUGAUCCAAUGCUACAGGGAAUAAAUUUGGGCUUGAGCAUUAAACAUGAUUUCCUCCUCACUGAUUCAAAUUGUUUGGAAAAUGAAAAUCAUUUUUUAUGAAGCAUGACUCGACG
This is a messenger RNA of Cuscuta europaea, 1894 nucleotides long. NCBI's taxonomy places the organism in Eukaryota, Viridiplantae, Streptophyta, Magnoliopsida, Solanales, Convolvulaceae. The record is from the annotation of a GenBank genome assembly.